AUGCUCCCACCAAAGCGAAUUCUUGUCACCUGCGCCACUGGCAAUCAAGGAAGAGGCGUCGUGCACCGCAGCCUCGCCGCAGGACACCACGUAUACGCCUACGUCCGCGACCCGACCACACCCGCAGCGACUCAGCUCGAGAGACUCGGAGCGAAGCUCAUAAAAGGCGACCUGGGCGAUAUCAAUGCUCUGCGUUCCGCCACGGAAGGGAUAGAUGCCGUGUUCCACACCGAAGUGCAAACCGGAGACUGGGCCGGGGACCUGCAACGCAGCACGAAUGUCAUCGACGCGGCGCGCGCGUCGUCUACCGUGUUCACGAUGAUCGUGUCGACAGCGAUCAAAGCUGGCCAGCACGAGUCCUUUCCCGGCUGGGGGCCCGAGCAUCCGAUGCGACAAUACUGGCUGAACAAGCACGCUCUGGAGUCCCGGGUCCGGGAGGCUGGGUUCCAGCAUUGGAUCAUUAUACGAUUGGGCCACUUUUUGCAGAACUUGAAGGCUCCUGUCAAUGCCCUCACUUUUCCUGGUUUCGUUGAUGAUAGGGUCUUGCGGGUUGUGUGGAGGCCGGACACGAAGCUUCCGUGGGUCGAUGCGGCCGACGUGGGCAUCGUGGUCGCGAAGGUGGUGUCGGAUCCGGAAGGCUACACUCACCAGGAGAUAGAUCUCGCCGUGGAGGCACUUACGGUCGAAGAGUUAGCUGGGAAACUGACCCGAUCCCUUGGGAGGGAGGUGAAGGUGCAUUACUUGUCGAACGAGGAGGUGGAUGGUAUGAUCAAGCAGGGAAGCCCGGUUCCAGCAGCGCAUCGAUGGGCAAAUGAGGUUCCUGGAGAAGAUGCGGUCGGGAAAUUCAAGGACCCUGGUCUCACUCCUGUGGACACGUUUCUGGCGACGAAUGCGACGGAGAUAUGA
Molecule: messenger RNA, 906 nt
Organism: Aspergillus affinis
Lineage: Eukaryota; Fungi; Ascomycota; Eurotiomycetes; Eurotiales; Aspergillaceae
Product: NAD(P)-binding protein
Exons: 1
Coding region: 1-906 (301 amino acids)
Source: RefSeq, a predicted model, not a curated record